This is a messenger RNA of Gasterosteus aculeatus aculeatus (three-spined stickleback), 1507 nucleotides long. It is a transcript of the gene ncbp2, whose product is annotated as nuclear cap binding protein subunit 2. Gene Ontology annotation, cellular component: nuclear cap binding complex. Gene Ontology annotation, molecular function: RNA cap binding. Gene Ontology annotation, biological process: mRNA cis splicing, via spliceosome. NCBI's taxonomy places the organism in Eukaryota, Metazoa, Chordata, Actinopteri, Perciformes, Gasterosteidae. The record is from RefSeq and is a predicted model, not a curated record.
CAAAGGACGGACACGUGAACCGGAACUAAUGUAAGACUCCCUGAGCGCAGUUGCGAGCCUGCCGCGGAUCUGCAAGUCCUCCACAAUGUCCGUUAAACUAAACGCAUUGGUUAGCGACUCUUACGUUGAUGUUAGUCAAUACAGAGACCAGCAUUUUAAGGGAAACCGCUAUGACCAGGAGAAGCUGCUGAAGCAGAGCCACACUCUGUAUGUCGGCAAUCUGUCCUUUUAUUCCACCGAGGACCAGGUACACGAGAUAUUUUCUAAAAGCGGGGACGUAAAGCGCAUCGUCAUUGGCUUGGAUAAAGUCAAGAAGACAGCCUGUGGAUUCUGCUUCGUAGAAUACUACACACGCACAGGUGCAGAAAAUGCUAUGCGCUUCAUUAAUGGCACCAGACUGGAUGACCGUAUCAUCAGGACUGACUGGGACGCCGGCUUCAAAGAGGGACGCCAGUACGGCCGCGGAAAAUCAGGAGGACAGGUGAGAGAUGAGUACAGGCAGGACUACGACCCAGCCAGAGGCGGCUACGGUAAGCUGGCGCAGCAGCAUCGUCCCACAGAGGCUCGUAAUAGUUUUUAGACUGAACGUUGCCAAAGCAGUCGGCCUGGACUACUCAGAGCCCCACCUUCAGUCCUGGAUCAGAUGAAUUCUCCAACAAGGCCUCUACAUGCUAGCCCAGAUAUUUUUGUCCCAGUGUGACAGCAAAGACUCUCCAGCAUUUCUGCAAGGACCGUUGGACCCCAGAAACUAGCAGCUGUUUUUUAUUUAUUUUGUUCUAGUUGUCUGUGACUUUCAUACCUGCUCUUGGUCAACGUGCUGCAGCCCAACGUAUAGUGUGAUCGCUUUCAUUAUCUCUAUGGACAGAUUCUGCAUUCAUUCGUAGAAUCGCUAGGCAACCGGAAGAGAACCUGGCAUCAGAAGCAUGCUGGUUUCUAUUUAUAGACUGAAUUUUUGGAUUGAGCUUUCAUGUGUGAGGAAGCUGUGAGCUAAAGCUAAAGAGGCACAAUCUGUGAACCCGCCCAGUUAGCGUCUGACGAUGAUUAGCUUUUUAUUGGCGGCAAAUGAUCUCCUAAACUGGCUACAUGUGCAGCUGUCUAGUCGUGUCCAUCGUAUCUCAAACCCCAACUCCAGUCUCGCAUCCCAAGUUGCUAAUCGGACUCUAAGGGAAUCCGGGCCUUGAUAUGCGCUGGCAGCACCGAAACCAUGGAAGAAAAGUGCUGGACCACCAGAGGAUUAUCUGCAUUCAGACUGAUUGUCCUCCUCUCAGGCAUACCAUCAAAUUCCCUUCAGGCUGGGGAACGUUCUGAUAGCAUGUAGUGUCUAGGUUGAUGAUUCAUCAAAUAUCCAGACAAAGCGAUCAAGUGCACGUUCCGUGUCUGUUAAAAUGAUAAUAUGCUGAAAUAAUAGAAAGGACUCAUUGUGCUAUCUUUAUGAUUUCCUUUGAAUGAAAAAUCGUCCUCAAUUGGGUAUACUUUUUUAAAUAAAGAUUUUUUUUCUUUUGGCUUA